Molecule: messenger RNA, 711 nt
Organism: Prunus armeniaca (apricot)
Lineage: Eukaryota; Viridiplantae; Streptophyta; Magnoliopsida; Rosales; Rosaceae
Source: the annotation of a GenBank genome assembly
AUGGGAUUCACAGUGUCUCCUUCUGAUCCGAGCCUCUUUGUCAAGAAAACUUCAUCUGAUAUUCUUAUUCUUCUAUUGUACAUUGACGACAUCAUCCUCACAGGCUCUAAUCCUGAGCUUGUCAACUUUGUUAUUCAUGAUCUUGGGGAAGUUUUGAAAUUCAAGGAUAUGGGACAACUCAAAUAUUUUCUGGGACUUGAGAUUCGUUAUCAGGUUGAUGGAAAGAUGUUUGUCAAUCAGGUUAAGUAUGCUAAGGAUUUACUCAUAAGGCUACCAUGGAUACGUGUAAACCCUGUAUAUGGGAUCACUUUCUCUCCUGUCACUAUGCUUCUCAAUGGCUAUUAUGAUGCUGACUGGGCAGAGGCAAAAUAUCGUGCUCUUGCUUAUUGUGCUGUAGAGAUUUCAUGGAUUAGACAACUGUUGCACGAUUUACAUAUGGUUAUUCCUGAAGCUCCAGUUUUACAUAGUGAUAACUUGUCUGCCUUAGCACUGAGUGCUAAUCCGGUGCUUCAUUCUCGUAUCAAGCAUAUGGAGAUAGAUUUCCACUUCAUUAGAGAGAGAGUUCAAAACAAAGACCUUAUUGUUCAAUAUGUUUCAACUGAUGAGCAAGUGGUUGAUAUUCUUACAAAGGGUCUUCAUAGUCCCCUGUUUGUCAAACACUGUGCCAAUCUCAGUCUUGGCUCACCCCCAACUGAGAUUGAGGAGGGAUGA